GACUAAUUGUUAAAUGGUAUAUGAUUUGUUUGCAUGGGUAUCAUUGUACUCUCAUCUACUAGCCUUCGCUCUUAAAAGUGUUUUAGAGUGUAUAAUUUUUCAUUUAUGCUCAAAAAGAAUAGAGAAAACGAAAGAACACAGAAAAAAGGUGCUGCAGAAGAAAAAAGCAUUGGAAGCGAAGAAGGCAUCUAUCUCCUUUUCACAAAUAAAGGAAGAUGAUAGUCCUGAAAAGAGAAGGUCACACCAACAGCUCCAAGAUUUUGUACGAAAAUAUGAUGAACCCGCGUUUGUUAAAGCCUAUAACAAGAAAAAAUUACUAGUGUUGUGCCGUGCUUAUGGUGUUGGCUCAAUUAAUUCAAAAACAACGAAGGUGAACAUAGUUAAAAAAAACUAAUUCCUGAGAUCCAAUCGCAUGCACAAAUUCCAAAUCGAAG
This is a messenger RNA of Paramuricea clavata, 434 nucleotides long. The record is from the annotation of a GenBank genome assembly. Lineage: Eukaryota; Metazoa; Cnidaria; Anthozoa; Malacalcyonacea; Plexauridae.